Musa acuminata AAA Group (dessert banana) is the source of this 1570-nucleotide messenger RNA. RefSeq names its product transcription factor bHLH94-like. The record is from RefSeq and is a predicted model, not a curated record. Gene Ontology annotation, biological process: regulation of transcription by RNA polymerase II. The transcript is spliced from 4 exons. Lineage: Eukaryota; Viridiplantae; Streptophyta; Magnoliopsida; Zingiberales; Musaceae. Gene Ontology annotation, molecular function: DNA-binding transcription factor activity, RNA polymerase II-specific; protein dimerization activity; RNA polymerase II cis-regulatory region sequence-specific DNA binding. Bases 111 to 1100 code for a protein of 329 amino acids.
ACAAGAAACACACGAUGUCUACAUCUCAUCCAGCUUCAACAGCUGUUCUCUUCUUCCUUUAAAAGCUCAUCAUCUCUUCCCUCCCCUCUGUGAAGAGGAAAGUUGAGUACAUGUCUAUCCGAAAGUUGGUAAUGGCAUUAGAAGCUGUUGUAUUCUCUCAGGGACUGUUCGGUUACGCUUGCAAGGAGAGCUGCACCACUCCUGGCGGAGGGGCAUGUAGCUAUGACCUUGGAGAUGUUAGCAUGGAGGCGAAGAGUUCGAUGCUUGAUGGGGAUAUGGAUGGAACUCGGUACCCAUCUUGUUCCGACUUGGUGCAAGACUUGGAGGGCUGGCACGCGAACUAUUCGACAGCGGAAGGUCAGGAGGAAGCGCCGGCCGAGGGCAAGGCCACCGAGGUGGUCAGAAGGAGGAAGCGGCCACGCACCAAGGGCAUCAAGAACAAGGAGGAGGUGGAGAGCCAGAGGAUGGUCCACAUCGCUGUGGAGCGCAACCGACGUAAGCAAAUGAACGAAUACCUCGCCGUGCUCCGAUCUCUGAUGCCUCCCUCCUAUGUCCCAAGGGGUGAUCAAGCAUCGAUCGUUGGGGGUGCAAUCAAUUACGUUAAGGAACUUGAGCAGCUCCUGCAAUCGAUUCAAGUGCAGAAGCAACUCGAGCAGCGAGCAGACACUGAUGGGUUCGCUUCUCCUUUCGCCGACUUCUUCAACACCCCACAGUACUCGUCCUGCUCCUUUAAUGGGGGUACCAGCAGCAGGAGCCAGAAUGGUGUCGCCAACGUCGACAAGGACUACAGCGGUAACGAAGCUAUGGUGGUGAAACGGUCAGCCAUGGCGGACAUUGAGGUGACGAUCGUAGAGAGCCAUGUCAACCUCAAGGUGCUCUCUAGGCGGCACCCCAAGCAGCUGUCGAAGCUGUUGACAUGGCUGCAGAAUCUGCGGCUCACGCCACUGCACCUGAAUGUAACCACUGCCAAUGAGAGGGUUCUCUACUCCUUCAGUCUCAAGGUGGAGGAUGACUGCUCAUAUGCUUCAGUGACUCAGAUUGCAGCUGCUGUAUGUGAAAUGAUAGGGAGGAUUCGAGAAGAGAACAUUGGACUGUCUUAAUCCCUUCCACAUAUAUGCUCUUUUCUCAUUUAGAGAAGAAAAGAUUGUGCUGUUUUAAGGCUGCUAUCUCUUUGUUCUAACAAAAAGACAACUUGGUCAUCUAAAAUCCAGAGCAAUUUCAUGACUGAUCCAUCUUUGCUCAAAUAAUGCUACGCUGUUUGGGCAAAAAGGCUUCAAUUCAGACUCCCGUGUUGCAGAUGGAUACAGUGAUUGAUUCUGAUCGCUGACUUGCAAUGCUACUGUUGAUCGCUCGAGGCUACUGUUCCUUUUUCCCUCCCUGGAGACUCACUCGCUCCGGAGAGAGUUGUACGAGUCAGAUGAAGUUUCGGAUGAAGAAAGAAGAGUGUUAAUAGGAGCGAGUGAGUUGCUGUGUUUAAUUUACUCUUUUUCUCUUUGGUGCCUCUGCUUGCCAUUAAACAUAAAAAGAGAGAUGAUUACCGAGUUAACAAUAUCAAAUAUGUUAGUAUAAU